AUGAAUACUUUAAACGAGAAAACAUCUCCUUUGCAUUUAUCAUCGGUUUUAAAUAACCUUUCAUUAGACAUCAAUCAACAACAAGAUGCUUUAAAUGGAAGUUAUUCUUUAAAAUUAGGUAAUUUACCCCAAGAUAUUACGUUAAGAGAAGCAUAUACUAUCUUUGCAUUAACAAAUAAUUUAGUAAAUUUAGAGCUUAUAGAAAAUCAAACGGAAGAAACAGGAAUUAUAAAACCAGAAAUUUUAGCGAAAUUCAAUUCAAUAGAUUCUGUUGUUUAUUGUGCACAAUUACUUGUAUCAAAAACUGAUAUAUUUGGUCCAAAGGAUCCAAUAAUUUGCCAUGUUGAAGUUAUUGAUAAUUUAACAAAUAAAUUAGUUCCAUUUCAAAAUAUUCAAAUUAAUGGACGUUCAUCAUCAUCAUCAUCUCACUUUAAUACAAAUAAUGGACAAAUUCCACCUUUACCAAAUUUAAAUUCAAUGAUUGGUAGUAAUACGCAUCCAACAAAUGCUCAACAACAACAACAGCAGCAACAACAACAACAACAACAAAGUAAUUCAUCACGUUCAAAAUUUUCAUUUAGUGAUCCAUUUGCUAAUAAUAUGACAAAUCAAGACUCUAUUCAACAAAAUCAUCCAAAUACUUCAAAUGUAAACCAAUCUCAUCAAGAUAUAUCUGUAAAUACUACUGAUGUUGGAAAAUCAUUCUUACUUAUGGACAAUGAUGAAAUUAAUGAUACGAUAUGGGGACCAAAUGCAAUUCCUUCAAGUAUUAAUGGUUUAAGUAAUACACCUCAACCAUCAACACCAACUGUAGAAUGGGGUAAUUCAAGUAGUAGGAAACAAAGUUCUGCAUUUUUCCUACCACCUGCUUCAGGAUCUGUUGGAACUCCAACAAUACCUAAUAUGGACGUUAAUGUUAUGUCGAUGCCUAAAGGAGUACAAUUACAGGGAUCAAGUAAUCAAUCUCAAAUUGCACCAAAUCAAGCUGUAUCUUCUAUUCAACCUUAUGGUAUGAUGAAUCAAAUGGGAUCUAACAGUAAUAAUAACCCUACAUUACAAAAUAUGAUUGAUCCAAAUGAAAUUAAUUAUCCUGCACCUCAAAAACCACAACAAGGUAAUUUUAUGAAUAAUUCUCCAUUUAAAGGUAGAAUAAGUACUAACCAACCUAGAAAUUUAAGUGAAGGUAUGGUAUCUACAUCCCAACAUGGUGGUCAAAUUCCUAAUAAUUCCUCCAAUACUAAUAUUACCAAUGGAUCUUCAAAUAAUUUAGUUAAGAUAAAUUCUUCAACUAAAGUAUCAUCUUCUACACCUGUAUCUAAAGGUAAUAAUCCUUCAUCAAGUAUAUCUCAAGCAGAUUUGUCUUUGUUGGCAAGAGUUCCACCACCUGCUAACCCUGCUGAUCAAAAUCCACCUUGUAAUACGUUGUACGUUGGUAAUUUACCUCCUGACGCUACUGAAUCGGAAUUAAGACAAUUAUUUUCAGGUCAACAAGGGUUUAGAAGAUUAUCCUUCAGAAACAAGAAUAAUAAUGGAAACGGCCAUGGUCCAAUGUGUUUUGUUGAAUUUGAUGAUGUCAGUUUUGCCACUAGAGCACUUGCAGAAUUGUAUGGUAGUCAAUUACCACGUACCACUACUAGUAAUAAAGGAGGUAUUAGAUUAAGUUUUUCAAAGAACCCAUUAGGUGUUAGAGGUCCAAAUAGUAGGAGAAAUAUAAACUCCUCUAAUAGUACUACUCUAGGUGGUGGUAACCCAAGUAAUUCGUCAGCACCUAAUAGUAAUAUGAUUGGUUUACAGAAUAAUCCUGUAAUAAAUAGUACUCCUGUUCCAUAUAGCUAUACCAAUAAUUAUGCUAAAAAUUAA
This is a messenger RNA of Maudiozyma saulgeensis, 1860 nucleotides long. Lineage: Eukaryota; Fungi; Ascomycota; Saccharomycetes; Saccharomycetales; Saccharomycetaceae. The record is from the annotation of a GenBank genome assembly.